GCCGGCGGCGCGUGUGUCCCGCGUGUGCCCCCCCCAGCGCCGCCGCACCGCCGCCUCCCCCCGGCCCCGCCGCCGGAUGCGGAUGAUCCGCGGCGUUAAAAGAUGGAGGGGGUGACGCUGAGCGAGGCGGAGCAGCGCUACUACUGCGACCUCUUCUCCUACUGCGACACCGAGAGCACCAAGAAGGUGGCGUCCAACGGGCGCGUCCUGGAGCUCUUCCGCGCCGCGCAGCUGCCCAACGACGUGGUCAUGCAGAUUAUGGAGCUCUGUGGUGCAACAAGACUUGGCUAUUUUGGAAGAAGUCAAUUUUACAUUGCUUUGAAACUUGUUGCUGUGGCCCAAUCUGGUCUCCCUCUAAGAGUGGAAAGCUUAAAUACAGUAAAGGACCUCCCUCUUCCCAGAUUUGUUGUGUCAAAGAAUGAACAAGAGUCAAGACACACAGCCUUGUAUUCUUCAGAUGCUGAUAACCCAGCUUCAUAUUCAGGUGUGAUUCCUCCUCCUCCACCUGGCAGGAUACAAGUCAAAAAAGGCUCUGUGAGCCAUGAUGCAGUUCAGCAGCGUACAUCAACUGAUCAACAGGAGUCCACGUCUCCAGUUGUUUCACCUCAGCAAUCCCCACCAAGCUCUCCACACACAUGGAGGAAGCACAACCGCCAUCCCAGCGGAGGGAAUAAUGAGCGACCUCUUGCUGGACCUGGGCCUGUUUGGGCUCCAUUUAGUGAAGUGCAGCCAGGCUCAUCUACUUCUAGCGAUCCCAUAUGGUCUGGCCAUUCACCACCACCCCAUCAAGAAAAUUGGGUCAGUUUUGCAGAUACCCCACCAACCAGUGCGCUUUUAGCCAUGCAUCCUGCUUCUGUCCAGGACCAGACAACAGUACGAACUGUAGCAUCAGCUACAACAGCAAAUGAAAUUCGUAGGCAAUCAAGUAGUUAUGAUGACCCCUGGAAAAUAACUGAUGAACAAAGGCAGUAUUAUGUUAAUCAGUUUAAAACCAUUCAACCUGAUCUAAAUGGAUUUAUACCAGGAUCUGCAGCUAAAGAAUUUUUCACUAAGUCAAAGCUACCUAUUCUUGAACUUUCUCAUAUUUGGGAAUUGUCAGAUUUUGAUAAAGAUGGUGCACUGACAUUGGACGAGUUCUGUGCUGCAUUUCAUCUGGUAGUUGCUAGGAAGAAUGGAUAUGAUUUGCCAGAAAAGUUACCUGAAAGUUUAAUGCCCAAACUGAUUGAUUUGGAAGACUCAACGGAAGUUGGGGAACAGACUGGUGAGGUAGGUUACUCUGGCUCUCCAGCAGAAGCACCUCCAAGCAAGUCUCCAUCAAUGCCAUCCCUAAACCAGACCUGGCCAGAAUUGAAUCAAAGCAGUGAGCAGUGGGAGACAUUUAGCGAACGCUCUUCAAGCUCACAAACUCUGACCCAAUUUGAUUCUAACAUUGCACCAGCUGAUCCUGACACUGCAAUUGUGCACCCAGUUCCCAUAAGAAUGACUCCAAGCAAAAUCCACAUGCAGGAAAUGGAGCUUAAAAGAACUGGAAGUGAUCAUGCUAACCCUACUAGUCCACUACUUGUGAAACCAUCAGAUCUCCCAGAAGAAAAUAAAAUGAGUUCAUCUGUAAAAUUUACAGCUGGAAAUACAGUUACAGAUGGUUACAGCAGUUCGGACUCUUACACUUCAGAUCCAGAGCAAAUCGGGAAUGCUGUAACACGGCAACGAUCACAUUCAGGAACGUCUCCAGAUAACACUGCACCACCACCACCCCCUCCAAGGCCUCCUGCUUCUCAUUCUCGGUCAUCAUCUUUAGAUAUGAACAGAUCCUUUUCGGUUACCCCAGGACAGCAACAGGCUGGAGUUGUUGCCUAUCCCCCUGCAGUGCCUCCAAGACCACAGCCUUCACAGGGAACAGGUCCUCAUGUGCAUCGCUCAGUGGAUGCUGAUGGCCUAAUAGCUCAUACCAGAACCUCACCUCAACAAAUACCAGAACAGCCAAAUUUUGCAGAUUUCAGCCAGUUUGAGGCAUUUGCUGUUUCAGGUGUAAACAAAGAGGAAGAAGAUGAAAUUGAAACACAUUCAGAAGUCUUGCAGGUUGAAAAGCCCUCUGAUUCUGCAAGUUCUCUUAGAGUUGCCAAAGCAGAUGGGAGAGUUGAAGACAAAGCACCUGCAAAUGUCCCCAGUAGUGCGGGUAAAGGCACUACCCCACUUGCUCCACCACCGAAGCCUAUUCGUAGAAGAUUAAAAUCAGAAGAUGAGCUAAGACCUGAAGCUGAGGAACAUACACAGAAAACAGGUGUCAUAGCUGCUGUUCUUGCUUCACAGCCAUCUAUUCCUAGAUCAGUGGGGAAAGACAAGAAGGCAAUUCAGGCAUCAAUCAGACGUAACAAGGAAACCAACACUGUUUUGGCCAGAUUGAACAGUGAACUACAGCAGCAACUAAAGGAUGUUCUUGAAGAGAGAAUCUCCCUGGAAGUCCAACUGGAACAACUUCGACCCUUCUCUCACCUCUAAGCCUACUGCCGUUAACUGUGAAUUUACUAAUUUUGAAAGGGUAUUGGUUUCAAGGCCUAUUUAAAUAUCCAUGCAUCUAGCUCAGUGCACUCUAUUCUACAUUAAAUGUUGUGGUUCUGUUUUGUCAAUUUGUCCACUUUUGUAUUUUAAAUAUUUUAAUUUCAGUACAGAGAGAAAAAAAAAAAAACAAAAACAAACUACUUUUUCCUUGAAUGUGACACUGCCUAUCACAUCUUUUUCUGUGGGCAUCCGUGAUCUUUGUUGGACUUGAGUUUGCAGAGUUUGUCGCCAAAAUUUCCAACUGGAAUUUUUUCGUGGGUUUUUUUUUCCUGUUGAAAUAUCUUUGCAGAAGAGGAUUGGUAAUCAGUUGAAUUUAACCUUUAAGCACAUAAACUCUUCAUUCACUAUGGCAUUUAUUUUAUUGUGCCAGAAAAGAGACAAACUACUAAUCUGUCAUCAGCCAAUGUUACUUCCCAAGCUGCCUUUCACAAUUGGAAAGUUGUUCAUGAUUCUAGAAAGCCUGCCUCUUUGCAAUUCCCCAGCUUACUCAGGUUGGGAGAGUUCUUGCAGGCUGUUUGCCAUAUCAGCUGGAUUGGAUUUUGUGAUUUUUGUUGCAUACAUUAUAGAGUAUGUAACCACAGAUUGCCAGGUGUUCACAUUUUAUCCAUUCAUGAUCCUGAUUCAGCCGCAUGUGUAGAAACAUUUAUGGCACAAUUGAUAGUUUAUCAAACAGGUCUUCUUUAGUUCUCCCUUUUGUGAAAAGAGUUGGGUGUAGGUCCCAAACAUUAAUUGCACAUUAUCUAAGCACCACCUGUAAUUGCAUGUCUCACAUGUUACCUUUUAAUAGCAGAUCACAUCCACCAGUCUUCACUAUAAUAAAUUGUAUUGUCAAGUAAUGUGUCAAUACCUCUAUAAACUUCUAAUUCCCAGCAAAAAAAAAAUAAAAUAUAUAUAUAUAUAAAACAAAAAAUGAACAGUUUUGCUUCUUAGGAAUUCUGGGGUACCUUCUGUCAUCUUGUUUCCAGGCCUUACUUCUCUGGCAUAUAGACAGGCUUCACUAUUAACAGAGUUCCUUGAGUGUAUCUUGCUCUUCAGGUUGAUGUACUGUAUUAGGAUUUGUUGUAUAUUGUACGAUACACACAUUUUGAGCUCAUAUGUAAAUUUGCAUUAAUUGCUGACUAACAGCAGAUAUUCUAUUUAAUGGCUUCUUCUGGCUGUGGGAUCAUAGAUGUUUAACUGCAUGGAUGUAUCUCUGCAGAAUCAGAACUAGCAACUGUGUGAUUUUUACACCAAUAAAACAGCACAAUAUUUUAA
Messenger RNA from Hirundo rustica (Barn swallow), 3813 nucleotides. It is a transcript of the gene REPS1, whose product is annotated as RALBP1 associated Eps domain containing 1. The transcript has 20 exons. Gene Ontology annotation, molecular function: protein binding; calcium ion binding. The record is from RefSeq and is a predicted model, not a curated record. Bases 103 to 2499 code for a protein of 798 amino acids. Gene Ontology annotation, biological process: endosomal transport; endocytosis. Lineage: Eukaryota; Metazoa; Chordata; Aves; Passeriformes; Hirundinidae. Gene Ontology annotation, cellular component: plasma membrane; cytoplasm.